Messenger RNA from Vigna umbellata (rice bean), 1905 nucleotides. Its product is annotated as aldehyde dehydrogenase family 3 member H1-like. Gene Ontology annotation, molecular function: aldehyde dehydrogenase (NAD+) activity. Gene Ontology annotation, cellular component: cytoplasm. NCBI's taxonomy places the organism in Eukaryota, Viridiplantae, Streptophyta, Magnoliopsida, Fabales, Fabaceae. Gene Ontology annotation, biological process: aldehyde metabolic process. The record is from RefSeq and is a predicted model, not a curated record.
GGCUUUGAUUCAGUGACAGAUGCAUGAUGAAUGAUGAAUGAUGCAUGCUGCAUGGAACGAUUUUGAAAUUUUAGUUUUGGACAUCACUACCAAAGAUUUAUCUGCUUCUUGUCCUACCAUGAAAAGCCUCUGCCUUGGGCCGUUCCUUGCUGUUAGUGACCCAGUUAGUUCAAGAGCCUUUGGAGGCCAUAUAACCAGAAAGUGCUUCCCCAAGCAAGUUCAUUUCCACUCCCGUUCUUUUGUUUUCUCUUCAAUCUUAUGUUCUGCAACUCUAUCAGUAUUGCCAGAAUUAGAAGAGAAGCAGAUAUUUGAUGGAGAGAAGGCUAAUUUGCUUGUUAGAGAUCUCAGAAAGUGCUUUGAUUCAGGCAGGACAAAGAGUUAUGAAUGGAGGGUUUCCCAGUUGGAGGCCAUUAUUAAGAUGUUAAAAGAGAAAGAAAAGGAAAUUACUGAAGCUCUAUAUAAGGAUCUUGCUAAACCUCAACUUGAAGCAUUUAUAUCUGAGGUUUCCCAGGCAAAAUCCUCAUGCAGUGAAGCACUUAAGGAGCUGAAACAAUGGAUGAAGCCUGAGAGGGUGAGUACUUCAAUCACGACAUUUCCAUCAUCAGCAGAGAUUGUGCCAGAACCGCUGGGGGUUGUGUUGGUUAUCUCAACAUGGAACUUUCCUUUCUUGUUAUCAAUGGAUCCGGUUAUUGGAGCCAUUUCUGCGGGUAAUGCAGUGGUCCUUAAACCAUCAGAAAUUGCUCCAGCAACAUCAUCACUUCUUGCAAAUUUGGUCGAACAAUAUUUAGACAACUCUGCCAUCAGAGUUGUUGAAGGAGCUGUUCCUGAAACAACUGCACUCCUGGAGCAGAAAUGGGAUAAGAUACUUUAUACAGGUAGUGCUAGAGUGGGUCGGAUUGUCCUGGCUGCGGCUGCAAAGCAUCUUACACCAGUGAUUCUAGAACUUGGAGGAAAGUGCCCUGCUGUUGUUGAAUCAGAUGUCAACUUACAAGUUACUGCUAGGAGGAUAAUAGCUGGCAAGUGGGCAUGCAACAGUGGGCAAGCAUGCAUUGCUGUUGAUUAUGUCAUCACAAGAAAAGAGUUUGCUCCAAAGCUGAUAAGUGCCUUAAAAGAAGAAUUGGAACAAUUUUUUGGUAAAGAUCCAUUGGAAUCAAAAGACAUGUCACGGAUUGUGUCUUCUAACCAGUUUGCGCGGCUUGUGAAACUCUUGGAUGAGGAUAAGGUAUCUGACAAAAUUGUUUUAGGAGGUCAGAGGGAUGAGAAGAAAUUAAAAAUUUCCCCAACUAUCAUAUUAGGUGUUCCUGAAGAUGCUUUGGUAAUGCAGGAGGAGAUAUUUGGGCCAAUAUUGCCAAUCAUCACAGUAGACAACAUAGAAGAUUGCUACAGUAUAAUCAAAUCAAGGCCAAAACCUCUUGCUGCAUAUCUCUUCACAAACAAUGAGCAGCUGAAGAAGGAUUAUGUGGAUAAGAUAUCGUCAGGAGGGAUACUCAUCAAUGACGCUGUCAUCCAUGUUGCAACUCGUGGUUUGCCUUUUGGAGGAGUUGAAGAGAGUGGAAUGGGUUGUUACCAUGGAAAAUUCUCUUUUGAUAGUUUCAGUCAUAGGAAGUCAGUUCUCUAUAGAAGUUUUGAUGCAGAUUCAUCCAUAAGGUACCCCCCAUACACACCUGAGAAGGAAAAAUUAUUGAAGGCCGUUAUCAGUGGCAAUAUUGUUCAAAUAAUUCUUGCUCUUUUUGGAUGGUCUUAAGGAGAAGGAAUGAUAGGGUUCCUUUUAAAAUGUUCAUGAAUUAGGAAGUCCUAAAAUAAUGUGUUUGGGAGCAGUAACUUGUGGCUUCCAAUUUGGUAAAAGUGGCAAAAUUAAAUUACAAUUUUUCCCCACAAGUUUUCAAUCUCAUGAAUUUGUUCUUU